This is a messenger RNA of Chenopodium quinoa (quinoa), 3981 nucleotides long. RefSeq names its product guanylate-binding protein 2-like. Lineage: Eukaryota; Viridiplantae; Streptophyta; Magnoliopsida; Caryophyllales; Amaranthaceae. Gene Ontology annotation, molecular function: GTPase activity; GTP binding. The coding region runs from base 169 to 3360 and encodes 1063 amino acids. The transcript has 14 exons. The record is from RefSeq and is a predicted model, not a curated record.
UAAUUGAGUAUUGUAUAAUCUUCUUUUUCCCUCCCCAAAAUAUUUAAUUGCUUCUUUUUCUUAUUCUCCAUUUCCAAAAAGCACCAAAACAAUCAUUUUUCCUCUUUAACUCCACCUCACCAAUUAGGCAAUUACUCCAAACUACGCUCCAUUUCCAAUUCCCAAAUUAUGAGAUUAUUCCGGGGCAAAGAAACCGCCGAUUCCUCUCUGUCGCCGGAAAUUCCUCCACAACCGUCACCACCACCACCGGCGCCGUCGGUUACGGGCCCAGCGCGGCCGAUUAGGUUCGUAUACAGCGAUGAAAAUGGCAAGUUUCGCAUUGAUCCAGAAGCUUUGGCUGUUCUUCAGCUUGUUAAGGAACCAAUUGGAGUCGUCGCUGUUUGUGGUCGUGCUCGUCAGGGCAAGAGUUUUAUUCUUAAUCAGCUUCUUGGGAGGAGCAGUGGAUUUCAAGUUGCAUCAACACAUCGGCCAUGUACAAAAGGACUUUGGUUGUGGAGUACGCCUUUGAAGAAGACUGCUCUUGAUGGAACAGAAUAUAAUCUUAUACUGCUGGAUACUGAAGGAAUUGAUGCUUAUGAUCAGACUGGAACAUACAGCACACAAAUAUUUUCUUUGGCUGUUCUCUUAUCCAGCUUGUUCAUCUUCAACCAGAUGGGUGGAAUUGACGAGGCUGCAUUGGAUCAGCUUUCCCUUGUGACCGAAAUGACUAAACAUAUACGUGUUAGGGCCCCUGGAGGAAGGACCACAGCUUCUGAACUUGGGCAAUUUUCGCCAAUCUUUGUUUGGCUUUUGAGGGACUUCUAUCUGGAUUUGGUUGAGGAUGAUCGAAAGAUAACGCCUCGUGAUUAUUUGGAGCUUGCGUUGAGGCCAGUUCAAGGUAGUGGGAAGGAUAUAGUUGCAAAAAAUGAGAUUCGGGAAUCGAUCCGUGCUCUUUUCCCUGACCGUGAAUGUUUCACCCUUGUUCGGCCAUUGAACAGUGAGACUGAACUUCAGCAUCUUGAUCAAACACCACUGCACAACUUUAGACCAGAAUUUAGAUCUGGUUUGGAUGCAUUAACAAGGUUUGCAUUUGAAAGAACGAGGCCCAAGCAAAUUGGUGCAACUGUAAUGAAUGGACCUAUGCUUGCUGGUUUAACACAAUCAUUUCUUGAUGCAUUGAAUAAUGGUGCUGUUCCAACAAUAAGUUCCUCUUGGCAGAGUGUUGAAGAAACUGAAUGCAGGAAAGCAUUCAACAGAGCUUCUGAAGAAUAUAUAUAUGCCUUUGACAAGUCAAAGCCACCUGAGGAAGCAGCACUUAGAGAGGCCCAUGAAGAUGCAGUGCAAAAUGCUUUGAGCAUAUAUAAUUCAAAUGCUGUAGGAGCUGGUUCAGCAAGGCAGAAAUAUGAGAUGCUUCUGCAGAAUUAUUGUAGGAAGGAAUUCGAGAAUUAUAGGAAAAAUACAUUCAUGGAGGCAGAUUUACUAUGUUCAACCGCAAUUCAAAAUAUGGAGAAACAACUAAGAACAGCUUGUCUUGUCCCUAAUGCAGAACUAGUUCAAGUGCUUAAGGUGCUUGAUGAUCUUUUGUCUGAGUAUGAAGCUUCAUGUUAUGGUCCUGGGAAGGAAGAAAAGAAGGCUAUUUUCCUUCAGCGAAGUUUUGAAGAUCUAAUAGCUGAAGUUGCUAGAAAGCAACUUGAUAAGGUUGGAACUGAGCGAAGUGCCCUUAAGUUGCAGUGCCAGUCCCUUGAAGAAAAUGUGGUUUUGCUCACCAAGAAAUUAGAAGCAAGUGAGAAGCAAAAGUCCGAGUACCUGAAGCGCUAUGAUGAUGCUCUAAGUGACAAGAGGAAAAUUGCUGAUGAUUAUACAAACCAAGUAACUAACUUACAAAGUAAACAUAGCUCUUUGGACGAGAGAUAUUCCAGUUUAUCAAAAACGCUGGAUUCAGUCAAGAAGGAAUCUUCUGGAUGGAAAAAGAAAUAUGAAGAUAUCUUAUUGAAGCAGAAGGCUGAAGAGGAUGACGCUUCUGCAGAAAUAGGUGUUCUUAAGUCUAGGGCUAGUGCUGCUGAAGCAAGUCUGGCUGCUCUUCGGGAACAAGCUCAGUCUGCAAAAGAAGAAGCUGAGGAGUGGAAACGGAAGUAUGAUAUUGCUGCCAAGGACGCAAAGUCAGCCCUUGGAAAGACAGCUGUCGUGCAAGAAACAACAAAUAAGAAUAUGCAACUAAGGGAAGAUAUGCUAAGAGCUGAAUUUGUUAAGACUUUGGCUGUAAAGGAGAAAGAGCUCAAGGAAAAGAUGGCAAAGGUGGACCAGGUUGAACAACAGCUAACAACUUUACAGCUGGGGUUGAAGGCUGCUGAGUCAAGAGUCAUCAACUAUGAUAUGGAAGUAUCAGAUUUAAAAAACAAGAUAAAGGUGCUGGAAGAGGAGUUGGAAGCUGCAAAAGCGGAAGCAAAAUCAUUUGAGAGACAGUCAAAGAUACUUGAGCAGGAAAAAAUCUAUCUGGAGGAGAAGUAUCAACCUGAAUUCAUGAUGAUUGAUGAGCUACAAGAGAGAUGUAAAGCUGCUGAAAUAGAAUCCAGGAAAGCUGUUGAGGUUGCUGAUCAAGCACGAGCAGAAGCAGAGAUUGCUCUAAAGGAAAAAAGUGAUAUUCAGAAAAUAUACAUGGAAAGAUUGGCCCAUAUUGAGAAGGCAGAGAGGCAGAUUGAGAAUUUGGAGAGGCAGAAAAAGGAUCUAGCUGAUGAACUUACUAGAAUACGUGCAUCAGAAAUGGAUGCAAAAUCUAAAGUGAUAUUGCUGGAGGCUAGAGUUGAAGAAAGAGAGAAGGAGAUAGAAUCUCGAAUGAAGUUAAACAAUGCUGAAAGAUCCAGCACAGUUCAAGUACUUAAUGAAUUACUUGAAACAGAGCGUAGUGCUCGAGCAGAAGCCAAUCGUAGGGCUGAAGCUCUCUCUGUUCAGCUGCAGACCACCCAGGGUAAGCUUGAUCUAGUGCAACAAGAAUUGGCUUCUGUUCGUUUUAAUGAAUCAGCCUUGGAAGCGAAGCUCGAGGCUAGUAAAUCUAAUGGGAAACGUUCAAAUGUGGAGGCCAUUGAAAUGAAGGUUGAUUCUACUGAGGAUGAUAGACUUAUUACUCGAGUCAAGAAGAAGCUUAAGAGCAUUGGCAGCCCUUUCCGGCAAACAGCAUCAUCAGAAGAUGUCCAUCUGGUUUUUGGGAGUGGUGAAGAUGUUACUGAACAAAUAAAUUCAGAAGAUUAUACCAAGUUUACCGUUCAGAAACUAAAGCAAGAACUGGUGAAACAUAAUUUUGGUGCUGAGCUGCUGAAGCUGGCAAAUCCUAGCAAGAACCAAGUCCUUGCUUUAUAUGAACGAUGUAUCCUUCAUAAGUAUUGAUCAGCUGGCUUACGGACAAGUAGUUAUGGUAGCAUAUGAUUUACAUGCCUCAGUUACCAUGUUCAAAAGGCAACUACAUGGCUUACCUUGCAGAUUAAUCUUCAUUGUGAUUGGUUAGUCCUUUGUCUCAGUGUCAUGGAGUUGGAUGGCGUUCUACUGGGACUGGGUUUUUCGGUAACAUAAUCCUUUCUUGAAUUUCUUGCUGUGAAUAUAAUUUGAUAGGUUUGCCAUAAAGAAUUUUCUGCAACUUUUUUGGCAGUUUAUUCCUUCAAUGGCAUAGGUGAAAUGCUAUUUAUGUCUGGCUGUGUCGAUGUGAGUUUGAAAUUGUCUAAUCUUUGUCAACUGUAUAAAUAUUCUUGCAAGGGUGUCUAUCUUUUAAAGGUCAUGUUUUGGAACUGCAUAUUGAUUUGGGGUUUUAAGAUAGGUCGGAGAGGUUUUAUAACAAUUCGUGCUAAUAGUUUGUUGGUGUGGAAGUUCUUCCUGUACUGUACAUCUACUUUCUAAUAAUGCCGAUUUUUUUUGAAUACUUUGUAUCUGUCUCUGUAACACGAUGCUUGUAUUAGCUUUAUUUGAGUUUGCUCUCUUGUAUAAAGUCUAAUCAAGUCUUGGCAUAUCACCAAA